UGAAGUUCGGAUUGAAGCAUCAUGGAGUGGACGUGGUCAAUUACGUGUUUGUUUGUAACGAUAUUAUCCAUAUUAUAUGGCCUACUGAAGUACCAAUACUCACAUUGGAAACGACGUGGAGUGCCUUAUAUCGAACCCAAAUUUCCCUAUGGAAACCUUAAAGGCUAUGGAAAAACCGAGCAUCCUGUGUUCGUUCACGACGAGCUUUAUAAAAAGUUCAAGAACGAAGCACCAUUUAUGGGAGCGUAUUUCACCCUCGUGCCAGUUGCGUUACUCACGGACUUGGAUUUGAUUCACAAAGUGCUCAUCAAGGACUUUAACUACUUCCUAAAUCGUGGAUUUUACUACAAUGCCCGCGACGAUCCGAUCUCUGCACAUAUGUUCGCCCUAGACGGAGAGGAAUGGCGGGAGGUUCGAAGGAAGUUCACUCCGUCUUUCACACCGGCUAAAAUGAAGUACAUGUUCCCCACCGUCAUCCAAGUUGCGGACAAGUUCAUGCCACUUUUAGAGAACACCCUAGCCAAGGACAAUGCCAUUGAGAUUCGAGGACUCUUGGCUCGCUUCACUACUGACGUCAUCGGAACCGUAGCCUUCGGUAUUGACUGCAAUAGUAUGGAGAAUCCUGACACCAAAUUCCGCUUAAUUGGCAAAAAAGUGUUCGACGAGCCUCUUCACUCGAAAUUUAUACAGGUCGUCCUGUCGUUAUGUCCGGAGGUUGGACGUUUCUUCAAGAUAAAAUUGUUCUCGGACACAGUCAGCUCCUUCUUCAGUGGUGUGGUUAAUGAGAUCGUCCAUCAACGUGAAACCACGAACUAUAGGCGACAGGAUUUCAUGGAUCUUCUGAUUGAAAUGAAAAAUUCGCCAAUCGAUAAAAAGAAAAUCAACAUGAACGAGUUGACUGCCCAAGCCUUUGUGUUCUUCCUGGCUGGGUUUGAAACCUCAUCGACAACCAUGUCAUUUGUUUUAUAUAAUCUGGCGAAACAUCCUGAAGUACAGGAGCGAGUACGUAAUGAAAUUUUAGAGGCGAUUAACCGACAUGACAACGAACUCACGUACGAAGCUAUUAUGGAAAUGACUUACCUGGAUCAGGUCAUCAAUGAAAGCCUCCGUAUGUUCCCGCCACUAGCGUCUCUAACACGUCGCGCCGUGGAUGACUACAAAGUGCGCGGCACCAAGCAUACAUUCGAAAAAGGAUCUUCACUCCUCAUACCAACCUAUUCAAUCCAUCAUGAUCCCAGCAUAUAUCCAGAUCCCGAACGAUUCGAUCCAGAACGUUUUUCACCGGAAGAAGUUAAAAAACGUCAUCCUAUGUCCUUCUUACCAUUUGGGGAUGGUCCACGAAAUUGCAUUGGUCUGCGAUUCGGUGUAAUGGUAACGCUGGUUGGAGUCUCAUUGAUAUUGAAACAAUAUCGCGUGAAUGUUUGCUCAAAAACAGCGAAUCCUUUGGUGUUUUCACUGAAAAGCAUCAUUUUAGCGCCUGAAGAUGGUAUGUGGUUGCAAUUUGAUAAACUCUAGGAGUAAGUUCCAAGAUUGUUUGAAUUAAGGAUAGACAAUAAAGUUAUGUUAUUUUUGAA
Hermetia illucens (black soldier fly) is the source of this 1574-nucleotide messenger RNA. RefSeq names its product probable cytochrome P450 6a13. The record is from RefSeq and is a predicted model, not a curated record. The transcript is spliced from 2 exons. Gene Ontology annotation, molecular function: monooxygenase activity; heme binding; iron ion binding. Bases 22 to 1515 code for a protein of 497 amino acids. NCBI's taxonomy places the organism in Eukaryota, Metazoa, Arthropoda, Insecta, Diptera, Stratiomyidae.